Molecule: messenger RNA, 5262 nt
Organism: Archocentrus centrarchus (flier cichlid)
Lineage: Eukaryota; Metazoa; Chordata; Actinopteri; Cichliformes; Cichlidae
Product: mucin-19-like
Exons: 43
Coding region: 1-5262 (1753 amino acids)
Cellular component (GO): extracellular matrix
Molecular function (GO): protein binding
Source: RefSeq, a predicted model, not a curated record
AUGACCUCAAGGCAGUGGAUGCUGGCUGUCUGCUUUUCACUGGUUUCAGUUUUAGGGACCUGUGGAUCAGUGACAACAAGAGAAACUCAGAAAUUUACUUGCAGGACAUUUGGUAGCGGCGUUGUCCAGCCUUUCAGCGGCUUGGGUUUCCAUGUGUGGUCCAAUUGCCAGUUCACCCUCACUCGCUUCACUCACAAUCGUGUGGAAUAUGACAUCACCAUACGGCGAGGAGAAAACGGGUUGCUGUCUCAAGUGGAGAUCACAAUGAACAAAGUCAGGACUGUUCUGCAGAAUGGAAGCAUCCUGGUGGAGUGGGAAAGCGUCUCCCUCCCGUACGACCACACCUAUCAGCACAUUUUUCAGUACGGCAUCUACACCAAACUGAGGAGCUCCCUGCUUCCACUUUCUGUCACUUGGCACAGUGUACCUGGAGGAAUAGACACUCUGUGGGUGGAGCUGCAGCAGGAGCUGAGCACUGACAUGAUUGGACUGUGUGGAAAACACAACAUACAAGGCAACAAGCAGCAGCUGAUAAAAGAAAGUGUGCUUACUGAGGAAACGUGUCAAACCCGAGAUCCCAUCUUAGUCAGCAAUCUAGUAUGCAAAGAGUUCUUUUCCUACGCCUUUGAGUGUCUGCGAGAUAAAACACAACAUUAUACCCAGCUCUGUGAAGAGAAUAUUUACAGCUAUGAAAGAAUCAAAUACAUCGGCUGUGCUUUCUUCAAAGAGAUAGCCCUGCACUGUAGAAACAACAGCUAUGUCUGGCAGAAAUGGAGAUCUGUGACCAAAUGUGCUGAGCCGGCUUGUCCCGGGGACCUGAUUUAUAAAGAAGAGGGUACUGCAUUUGUUCCCAGCUGCUCCAAACCAAACCCCAGCUUUUCCAAACAGGAUAUCACCAGCACCUGUAUCUGUCCAACAGGUAAGGUGCUUAAUGAUCAUGCAGAGGGCUUCCACUGUUUGAGUGUGUCCAGCUGCCCCUGUGUCUUCUCUGGUAGGACCUACUUAAAUGGAGAUAUACGUAACACCAAGUGUCAGUCAUGUAAAUGUGAUGGUGGAAAGUGGCUCUGCUCUGAAAACCUCUGCCCUGCCAGAUGUCUGAUUGAAGGACAGUUUGUAACAACAUUUGAUGGCAAACAGUAUGUUGUUCCUGGUAAAUGUACAUACAUGGCCUCACAGGGCUUCAACUGGACAGUAAAACUUGAGUUUUCUGAGAAACAUGCAUCACUAAAAAGGGUUAUUCUUCAGAUUUUCCAGGAAACAUUUACAUUCACACACAACAUGGUUAAAUAUGAAGACCAAGAGAUUGCUGAACUUCAUCAGUCUGCUCAUGCCCUGGUUUUCUGGCAGUCCUCUAUGCAUGUUGAAGUUAAUACAUCCUUUGGUAUGAAGAUCCAAGUCCAGGUGUCUCCUGAAAUCCAACUUUACAUUACACCACCCAAAAACCACAUCGGCAUGAUUUCAGGUCUUUGUGGUAACAACAACAAUGACACCACAGACGACUUCAUGAGCAGCAGUGGGAUCAUCGAGAACUCACCUGAACCUUUUGCUCUGUCCUGGAGUGUGGGCCCCUGUAUAGUGAACCUACCCCCUACCUGCAUCAGUACCGACAAUGAAAUAUUUGCUGAUGGAAAAUGUUCCGUCUUGAACAACCCAGCUGGGAUAUUUGCUAAGUGCCAUGAUUACAUCCCAACUGAUCAAUACCAUUCAGCUUGCAUCCUAAGAACUUGUAACUGUGGCAGCAAUUUGGUGCAGUGCUUGUGCGUUUCUCUGGGCAGCUAUGCCAAAGCAUGUGCCAGUCUUGGAGUUGAACUUGGUGACUGGAGGAAGGCCACCAACUGCUCAAUAACAUGUGAGAAGAACCAAGAGUUCUCCUAUAAUGUGCGAGCUUGCAACCAUACAUGCCGCUCCCUGUCUGGCCCCGAUCCUCGCUGUGGGCUGGAAGAUGCUCGUGUGGAGGGCUGUGGCUGCCCAGAAGGAACCCACCUGAACGAAGGGCAAGUCUGUACUUCAAAGGCAGAGUGUGUAUGUCAUCAUCAUGGUGGUAUAGCGCCACCAGGGCCUGUUGUUUUUGAUGGCCGACAGUGCAACUGUAAGAAUGGAGAGCUGCAGUGCUCCAAAGACUGCGGCUGCAGACGUGGGAAGGUGUGUGUGCGCUGCUCAGAGUACCCAGUUAAUACGGCUCAGAAAACUUGUGACAGUCUCAGCAAACCAUUGGUUGCCACUAUGACCUGUGAGAGUGGCUGUUACUGCCCACAUGAUCAAUAUGAAGAUCACAAUGGAAACUGUGUAUCAAAGGACAACUGCACCUGUGUGUACAGUGGCAAGGUUUUCAGGGCAGGACAGCAUGUCCAAACCAACUGUAAAAAAUGUGUUUGUGGUCAGGGCCAGUGGCACUGCAAGGAUGAGCCGUGUCCCGGCACAUGUCAGGUUUAUGGAAAUGGACAUUACCAGACCUUUGACUCUAAAUGGUAUCGCUUUGGUGGACACUGUCAGUAUACACUUGUAGAGGAUUACUGUGGAAGUGGAAAUGGCACCUUUUCUGUCAGAGUGGAGAGUGUGCCCUGCUGUGAUGAGGCCCUCACCUGUUCACGUUCCAUCAUGCUGGACCUGCAGGGUAAAGUGACCCUUAUUCUGAAUGACAUGAGAGUGACCAAGCAAAUCCAAAAAGGCUGGACUCUGCAGCAAAAUCCACUUUACACAAUACACACAGUUGGCCUCUAUAUCAUGAUCUUAGUGCCAAGCAAAGGCAUAACUCUAAUAUGGGACAAACACACCCGGAUUACAGUAGAACUGCAUCCAAACUGGAGGAACAAAGUGUGCGGCCUCUGUGGGAAUUUUGACUCCAGUGAAAUGAAUGACUUGCAGAUAAGUGGUUCGGCAGUGGUUGCCAGUCCGAUGGCCUUUGGCAACAGCUGGAAGGCGGCCACUCCUCCCUGUUCUGAUGUGACCACUGAGAUAUUUCCAUGCGAACGCAACUCGUACUGCUCAGCCUGGGCCCAGCGACGCUGUAUGAUCCUUAAAGGAGGCACCUUCAAAGACUGUCACUUAAAAGUGGAUCCAGAGCCCUACUACCAUGCCUGUGUGCAGGAGUCCUGCUCCUGUGAGUUUGAAGGGAAGUUCCUUGGUUUCUGCACGUCUGUGGCAGCUUACGCAGAGGCCUGCAGUGACCAGGACAUCUGCAUAGACUGGAGGACACCUGAUCUGUGCCCCGUCUACUGUGACUACUACAAUGAGAAGGGCCAGUGUAGCUGGCAUUAUGAACCCUGUGGUAGGAUUCUGACCUGUGGCAAAGAGUUCACUCACAAGCUGGAAGGCUGCUACCCCAGAUGUCCAAAGGAGAAGCCAUACUAUGAUGAAAAUACUGGUGAAUGCACCACACUGAGGAACUGCUCUUGUUAUUUCAAUGACACAGCUGUACAACCUGGAGAACUGGUGAAAAUAAACUCUUUUGAUUGCACUUAUCAUCAACUCUACUUCAACAGCCCUUCCAUCCACAACUACCACCACACCAGCAACAACUCCUCUCCAAACAUCUGCUACUAUUACUACACCAUAGCAAAUACCACAACAGCACCAUGUGAAUGCGUAGAUUUGAAGAAUAAAAAACACUGGGUUUGCGGUGAGACAUGGACAGAGGACUGCUUCUAUAAGCACUGUGUGGAUGGAAAAACAGAGCUAACACCAGUGGUUUGUCCAGAGCCUACAGAACUGCUCUGUCCCAGAGAUCGGGCCACAAAGGUCUCGGACGGAUGCUGUGAAACGUGGAAGUGUGACUGUCAGUGUGAGCUUUUUGGGGAUCCCCACUAUGUUUCUUUCCAAGGAGUGAGCUUUGAUUUCCUGGAUCAAUGCAGCUACAUCUUGGUGGAGGAGCAGUCACCACGUCAUAACCUGACCAUUGCUGUGGACAACUUCUUCUGUGUGCCGGGCCCCAGUGGCUCCUGUGUUAAAGGCAUAAUCCUGAAAUAUCAAAACAAUGUAGCUACACUUAGCAUCAUCCCAGAAGCUUUUGUAGUAAAGGCCACACUGAACAAUGUGACAAUACAACCACCGUAUGAAGAGAGCGAUUUUAGGUUUGAGACCACGGGGUACAUGGUGUCAGUUCAUCUCCCAAAGAUCCGUUCUUAUGUCUCCCUCACUCCAUAUUAUACCCUGGUGGUCAAUCUGGCCACGGAGCACUUCCUCAACAACACCCAGGGGCAAUGUGGUGUGUGUGGUGGAGCAUCAUGUAUUCGUAAAGGUGGACAGACUGAGGAUGACAGUUGCUGUGAUAAGACAGCCUAUGACUGGGUGUAUCCAGAUCCUCUGAAGCCAGCCUCCCAUUAUGUGAACUUCUACACCACCCGUAAGCGCCACACAGUAACCUACCCUCCUGAUCAGGGAGUCUUUGAAAAUUGCAGCAAGCAUGUGGAUCUAAACCUUAAAAAGAAGGCCUGUGAGUUCGAUUCAUGCAGGAUUGCAAAUGGUUCUUGCCCUUCUCUUGAGCAAGCUGCUGAAGACUGUAAAAGCAUUGGUUUCUGUAUUGACUGGCGAACUCUGACAAAUGGAACAUGUGACGUGCCAUGUCCACAGGGAUUGGUUUACAGGGAAUGUAGCACAAAGCUGGAUGACUUCUGCUAUGGAGGAGGACCAAGUGGAGAACCGAAACUUCCUGGUGAAGUGUGGCAGUCCAAUUGCAAUGUGUGUAGGUGUAACAACCAGACUAUGACUGAGGAGUGUUUUCAAAAGCCUGCUGAGCCGGCUCCUCUCUGCGGCCCCAAUGAGGUUUUGGUAAACAGCUCCUGCUGUGGUGAUCUGAUUUGUGUUGCCAAGACCUGCAGUUACAAUGAAAAGACAUACAAGGUGGGAGACCAAUGGACAGAUCCUACUCGCCCCUGCGUGUCAUUCAGCUGCAGCAAAGAGGGCAUUCAGAUUGAGACUAAAGUCUGUUCCAAUGAAAGCUGCCCUGAGGAGGACCGAAUCUGGGACGACCAACACUGUUGCUAUACAUGUAAUCAGAGCUGUGCUGCCCGAAUGUCCAGUCUCAACAUCACCAUGGAAAACUGCACCGCUGUCAUACAGAUGCCUGUGUGUCAGGGCAAGUGUGACUCCCAGCCAAGCAGGGUGGAGUUACACGGUGACCUGCUGGAGCAGUACUAUACAUGCUGUCUGGACUGGAGCUCAGAGAGGAGACCGGUGACCCUGCACUGCUCUGAUCUCAGUACAAGGCAAUACUACUACAAACAUGUCACCAGCUGUGCUUGUAGAUCUUGUGGCUCAAGCUGA